Messenger RNA from Entamoeba invadens IP1, 153 nucleotides. RefSeq lists its product as hypothetical. The transcript has 2 exons. The record is from RefSeq and is a predicted model, not a curated record. The annotation marks the transcript as partial. NCBI's taxonomy places the organism in Eukaryota, Evosea, Mastigamoebida, Endamoebidae.
AUGGGACUUUUGACGAUUUUUUUCAUUGUAAAUACUUUCAAGACGUCUUUUCUUUUGAUUCUUCUGAGUACUCCCUUGGCUCAAGUCACACAGAAGAAGAGGAUUCUAAUUUGGAAGAAAUUACUGACGAGAUGGUCGACGAUGAUUUGGAGA